Molecule: messenger RNA, 2391 nt
Organism: Talaromyces atroroseus
Lineage: Eukaryota; Fungi; Ascomycota; Eurotiomycetes; Eurotiales; Trichocomaceae
Product: Mitochondrial intermediate peptidase
Exons: 1
Coding region: 1-2391 (796 amino acids)
Biological process (GO): peptide metabolic process
Cellular component (GO): mitochondrion
Molecular function (GO): metalloendopeptidase activity
Source: RefSeq, a predicted model, not a curated record
AUGCUGCAUACCGUGCGGUCUCGACCAUGGACCUGCCGCGUCUGCCUGCAGCGUCUGCAGCGUUCCAAUGCCGAGCGAACUUUUGCAACAGCCGUCGCUGCCGAUCAGCAGCAGGCUUCUGUCGAUUUUGCAGCAGCAAGCAAGUUUGCAAAGCAACGCGAUGACGAGACAUUGAGACGGGUUUUUGAUUCGCGUCCAUUCUGGCGAGAGUUCUCGAAUCGACGAGCAAAUAGUUCCAAACGAACCGGCAUCGUGCAAAACCAAUACCUGAGCAAUCCUGAAGGGUUCCGACAGUUCGCGCAAACGUCACUGCAGAAAUGCCAACGCAUCGUUUCAAAGGUUCUGGGAGCGUCUACGCUGGAGGACUACAAAUCAAUGGCCAAGGACUUAGAUCGAUUAAGUGAUCUUUUGUGCCGAGUUAUUGAUUUGUCUGAUUUCGUGCGAGGCAAUCAUCCAGAUCCAAGGAUACAGGAGGCAGCUACGCAGGCUUACGCGCUCAUGUUUGAGUAUAUGAAUAUUCUCAACACCACGACGGGCUUGCAUGACCAGUUGAAGAAGGCAGCAGCUACCCCCGAAGUAACAUCCAGUUGGACCGAAGGCGAGAAAAUGGUUGCUCAAAUACUGAUCAAAGACUUUUCAAAUUCCGCAAUCCACAUGCCCCCGAAAGAUCGACAGCGAUUCGUCAACCUGUCCAACGAUAUCAGCCAGCUGGGCUCUGAUUUUGCCAACGGAGCUGAACCGGCGAGGCCACAUGUUGUGCUGAGCAAGAGCAGUGUUCAGGGUUUAGAUCCCGUGGUUGUGCAUCAGUUACAGAGGUGGAACAGUGUCCCUAUUCCGACUUGGGGCAUGGAACCUAGAUUAGCGCUCAGAUCUAUGCACAAUGAACAAGCUAGGAGGGAAGUUUAUAUGGCGACACGAACAUCGAGCAAACGUCAAAUUCAUCGGCUAGAAGAGCUUCUAUCGAAGCGAGCGGAACUGGCCAAAUUGUCGGGAUAUACUACAUAUGCUCACAUGGCAUUGAGCGAUAAAAUGGCCAAAACGCCUGAGGCGGUUUCCAACUUCUUGACGGCUCUUAUCGAUAACAACCGCGUUCCAGUGCAGGAAGAGCUUUCCAAGCUUCAGCGCAUUAAGGGAUCAUCACCACUACAGCCGUGGGAUCAUGCAUACUACGUUCAGAAGCGUGUAUUGGACUAUGCGAUGGCUCGACGAUCUCGUGAGUUGAGCAGAGUUCCGGAGUUCUUCUCGCUGGGGACCGUGAUGCAAGGUCUUUCACGCCUCUGGAAUCGUCUGUAUGGACUGCGGCUAGUACCACAGGAGACACUUCCAGGGGAAACUUGGAAUUCUGACGUUCGCCGAUUGGAUGUCGUUGACGAGUCGGGGCAGCACAUUGCUGUGAUAUAUUGUGAUUUGUUUACGCGGCCUAACAAGAGUCCAAAUCCAGCUCAUUUUACGCUUCGGUGUGCGCGUGAAAUAUCUGCGGAUGAAAUCGCCGAAUCAGCAGCAAUGGACCCCCCGUCUCAUCCUAACGAUGGGAUGGCUACGGCAAUGAUUCCAGGUUCGAAUACUCUCCGACAACUACCUACGAUUGCUCUUGUCUGCGAUUUCCCGGAGCCACCAGUGUCUGGUAACGGUCCGCCCACGCUGCUCUCCGAACAUAGCGUGAGAACACUAUUCCACGAAAUGGGACAUGCAGUACACUCCGUACUUGGACAGACGCCACUGCAGUCGAUCUCAGGUACAAGAUGUUCAACUGACUUUGCGGAGCUGCCAUCUGUGCUCAUGGAGAGCUUUGCCACGGCGCCAGAAGUUCUCUCACUCUAUGCACGACACUGGGAGAGCGACCAACCUUUAUCGGAGAACAUGAUGCAAAGCAUGGCGGCAGAUCGCGCAGCAAACGGGAAUAUCUACGGGGCAGUUGAGAACGAAGCGCAAAUCCUAAUGGCGCUUGUCGACCAAGCGUAUCAUGCGCUAGCAGCGGGUAAUGGAAGUAAGAGAUCCAUCGACAGCACUGGUAUCUACCACCAGGUCUUUUCUACGCAUUGCUCUCUUCCCGAUCCCCAGGACAGCAACCCUCUGACAUCUUGGCAAGGGUUCUUUGGGCAUUUAUACGGCUAUGGCGCUACGUACUACAGUUAUAUAUUUGACCGAGCGAUUGCCAACAAGAUCUGGCAGGACGUGUUCCAAGCGGGCAAGCUGUCGAUUGAUCGGCAAGCUGGAGAACGCUAUAAGAACGAAGUGCUUCGCUGGGGUGGUGGACGAAACGGAUGGCACUGCGUGGCGGGGGUUCUUGGUGAUGCCAAUGCGUCGAAUGCAAAUGGACGAUUGGCAGAGGGCGGCGAAGAGGCGAUGCGUGAGGUUGGUCGGUGGGGGUUAGGACGGGAUGGGAUAUAA